This is a messenger RNA of Phytophthora sojae, 1071 nucleotides long. Its product is annotated as Avr4-associated TDF-like protein. NCBI's taxonomy places the organism in Eukaryota, Oomycota, Peronosporomycetes, Peronosporales, Peronosporaceae. The record is from RefSeq and is a predicted model, not a curated record. Bases 1 to 1071 code for a protein of 356 amino acids. The transcript has a single exon.
AUGAAGCCCUUCGCACCCGUCAUCGCUGCCUGCUGUGCACUCCUCGCGUCCACCUCCCUCGCCGUCCAGGAAGAGACCAAGUCUCUCGAGGAGCUCUACGCCGACGCUGUCGCUGAAGGAGGCAACCUCGUCAUGUAUCACGGCGGAGACUUCAAGUCGCAGCAGGACUCGCUGCACGAGGCCUUCACCACGGCCUUCCCGGAGAUCAACUUCACGCUCAUCGUUGACUAUAGCAAGUACCACGACGUGCGCAUUGACAACCAGCUCGAGACCGACACGCUCGUUCCCGACCUCGUCGCGCUGCAGACGCUGCAGGACUUCCCUCGCUGGGCGCAGGAGGGCAAACUACUCGAGUACAAGCCCGCCAACUUCUCGCAGGUCUACGACGGCUUCCGCGACCAGCGUGGCGCCUACAUGGCGUACAUGAUGUUCACCUUCAGCUUCCUGUACGACGAGACCGCGCUGGACGGGAACGCGGCACCCAAGUCGCCGGCCGACCUCGUGGACCCACAAUGGUCAGGUAAAAUCGCAUCCACCUACCCGAACGACGACGACGCCGCGCUCUUCCUGUACACGCGCUACGUCGAGAAGUACGGCUGGAACUGGGUCGAAGACCUGGCCAACCAGAACGUCACGUUCCGCCGCGGUUCCAAUACGGCCAGCGAUCUCGUGACGGCCAAGGACAAGGUCAUUGGUGUCGGCACGUACUCCGAAGGCACGCCCAACGUAACGUUCGUGACGGAUGGCGGCAACGAGUACCUGGCGUGGGGCCAGCGCAUCGCCAUCUUGAACAAGGCCAAGCACCCGGCGGCCGCCAAGCUCUUCAUGAACUGGGCCAUCUCGGAGGACGUGCAGAAGACGGUUGUGGCCGAGAACGUGCGCGUGGACUUGACGCCCAACUACGGCUCCAGCCACCCGUGGGAGAUCUGCAAGGCGAACGUGGACGAGUUCCCCAAGUUCAUGGCGGACCGCGCGGCGGUGGAAGAGUGGAAGCAGACGUUCACGCUGUACAUUGGCGAGGUGCAGGGCGAGCCGACGCCGGGCUUCCUUGGCGUGCACCCUGGUCUGUAA